UUGGAAAGCGCUUGCGUCAUGCCCAACGUUCAAGAGCCGCAAGAUGUGGGAUUGUCUAUAUGUGCUUCACACUGACAUCGUCAAUGUGUGGAACUUCUAUGACCCUCAUCAUUACUUGCACAGUCAAGAGUUCAGGAAAUUGAUGAUGAAAAUCGUUGAUAAGAUACAAGUCGGGAAUACAGCUGAUCCCAACAAAACCAUGGUUGUUGGAUUAUCCAUGGUGGGCACCAUUGCGGGCAUCAUGUCCGCCCUGGCGGGACCUGCGGCUCCCAUUGUAGUACCAAUCGCAGCGGGCGCCGUACUCGCUGUGUGGGUUUACGAAGUAUAUCAGAUAUCACAUGCGGCCCUUCAGCGCUUCAUGACCUACAUCAUCCACUUAACGCUUGUGUUACAGACACUUUUUAUAGUGUCAGAAAGUCGGGAACUCACUCGUAGGGCCAUCAAGCUCGCGGUCCAAUCCUACGUCGACUCCCCGAUGAGCGGAGAAGUUGUUACUCGGAUUCAGGAAUAUGAUGAGCAAUUGACCGUGCUGGAACGCGCGGAUCGCAAUACCUUGAAUAAAAUCAUUGAGGUGAUGCAAUUGUAUAGCAUCGAUCCGGUAGAAAUGUCCACACUUUGGGAAAAGAUUCCUUCUGUGGAUUCGUUGCCGAACGAACCAUGGUGAAUCGAGAAGUCGUAGUGCUCGAUUGUUUCUUUCGUGGAUGGAUUUGAGCGUAGGGAGUGUCUGCGGGCUAACACGAUUGCAGAUCGUGCUCGCUUGUACUAUGUAACUGGAUUUAUUAAUGCUGAUCAUAACACUGUAACCUAUGAUACACUGUUCUAUUAACAUCAUGCACUUACUGCUAGAUUUGACCCGAGCCGUCCAACUUGUGCUGCACCUUUAUGAUACAAGGUAAUGCGGGAAUGGAGUUAUG
This is a messenger RNA of Suillus bovinus, 914 nucleotides long. RefSeq lists its product as uncharacterized. Bases 44 to 664 code for a protein of 206 amino acids. The transcript has 4 exons. The record is from RefSeq and is a predicted model, not a curated record. Lineage: Eukaryota; Fungi; Basidiomycota; Agaricomycetes; Boletales; Suillaceae.